AGAGGUAGGCGAUGGCGGCGUGCGCGUGGUGGGCGGCGCCAGCGUACUACGCCCUCGCCGCUGGCGCGUCCGGUGGGAGGCACCGGAGGAGCCGCCUCGACAUUGUGGAAGCGAAGGCCAGGCAGACAUCAUGGCGGCCGGGCGACUUCUGGGAUUACGUGGCCUCCCUCAACAAGGGCAAGCGCCUGGACGAGGCACUGCAGGCAUUUGAGUGGUGGAAGCAGCAGCCAGGAUACCGGGCGCGGGAGGAGCACUUUGUGCGCUUCAUGGUGAUGGCCAGCAAGGCGGGGCAGCCACAUGCGGCACAGGGCGUGUUCGACGGCAUGGAGGCGAUGCAGGUGAGGCCAUCCGUGGUGGGCUUCAGCGCAUUGGUGCAGAGCUACGCCGAGAGCGGCGAGGUGGAGGGCGCCCAGUCGGCCAUGAAGCGGAUGCUGGAUACAGGCAUCCAGCCCAACGUGGUCACCUACGGUGGCCUCAUCCGUGCCUAUGGCAAGAGGGGCCUGUUUGACGAGAUGGCCAAGGUGGUGAACACCAUGAAGACGGUGCGGUGUGAGCCUGACUUCUUCGUGUACAAGAACGUCAUCGAGGCGUACGCGAGCGGCGGCCUGGUGGGGCGCAUGGACAAGGCAUUCAAGGCCAUGCGAGCAGACGGCUGGAUUCCAGACUCGGACAUUCUCAACCUGCUUGCGCAAGGCUACGCGUCCAUGGGAAUGAUCAAGGAGAUGGAAGGCGCCCAGGGCGAGCUGAGGCGGAUCAAGGGGUGGCCACGGGAGGAGAGUGUGCGCGCCUGUGCACUGGCUUACAUCCGCCACAACCAGUUUUACCAGAUGGAAGGCUUCGUCAAGUCCCUGGGCAUGAAGAGGAUCGGUGGCAACUUACUGUGGAACUUGCUGCUGCUCGCGCAUGCCGCAAACUUCUCCAUGAAGAGCCUCCAGAGGGAGGCGGUCAACAUGUGGUCGGCGAGGUGCGCGCCCGACGUCACCACCUUCAACAUCCGGGCGCUGGCGCUGUCGCGGAUGCAAAUGCUUUGGGACCUUCACGUGCUGGUGCAGCACAUGAGGGCCGAGUCGGUGCGGCCCGACCUGGUCACCUACGGCGCGCUCGUGGACGCCUACGCCAUCGCCCGCUUGCUGCCCAGGCUCCCCGAGCAGCUGGACGAGCUGGACAUGGCCGACACCAUCCCGGACGUGCGGACCGAUCCGCUCGUGUUCCAGGCCUUUGGGCGCGGUCGCUUCCAUGCGUUCUGCGACGCCUACGUCCGCUCCAGCUCCACGACGCUUGUCAACUACUCCACCCUCACCACCGCCUACCUUGACGCCCGUCGGACAAGUGGCACCUCCCCAGUUUAAAGUGGUUUUUCAAGGGCAGGGCGAGAGGGAGCGGCUUGUUUGCUGCGCGGCACACUCGGCUCAUGGA
Messenger RNA from Selaginella moellendorffii, 1416 nucleotides. Its product is annotated as pentatricopeptide repeat-containing protein At3g42630. Gene Ontology annotation, molecular function: protein binding. The record is from RefSeq and is a predicted model, not a curated record. The transcript has 2 exons. NCBI's taxonomy places the organism in Eukaryota, Viridiplantae, Streptophyta, Lycopodiopsida, Selaginellales, Selaginellaceae. The coding region runs from base 12 to 1349 and encodes 445 amino acids.